Molecule: messenger RNA, 1272 nt
Organism: Mytilinidion resinicola
Lineage: Eukaryota; Fungi; Ascomycota; Dothideomycetes; Mytilinidiales; Mytilinidiaceae
Product: DUF1294-domain-containing protein
Exons: 2
Coding region: 105-1037 (310 amino acids)
Biological process (GO): intracellular mRNA localization
Cellular component (GO): endoplasmic reticulum; nuclear outer membrane-endoplasmic reticulum membrane network; ribonucleoprotein complex
Molecular function (GO): mRNA binding
Source: RefSeq, a predicted model, not a curated record
CAUUUACAAACAUCUAUACAUGUUGAUGACGAUGCGCCUCAGAACCAGAUACAACUACCUCCAAGCUCUUUAUCCCUACUAGCACGCCUGUGCCUCAUCAAUCGAUGAAUUCGAACGCCGCUCGCGCGAAACAAGACCUUGCCCGACCGAACAACAGGGAUUCGCCCAAUGCGAAGAGGCAGCAAGAGCUUAAGAGCGAAUUGAAGAAGAUCGGGGAAUUGCAGAGAGGGAGCAUGUCUGGAAGGAACGCCAUCUUCGAAAAGAUGAAGAAGCUCGAUGAGCAGAUUAAAUUCCGGCAGAAUGAGCUCAAGACUGCGAAGGGCCGCAUCAAUUUUCGCACCGUUAAAGAUGUGGACCGGGAGAUCGAUCGCCUCCAAAAACAAGUCGAUACUAGCACCAUGAAGAUAGUGGACGAGAAGAAGGUAUUCUCGGAGAUCAGCAAUCUGCGUAAGGCACGAAAGAAUUUCGCCACGUUUGAUCAGAUGCAAAAGGCGAUCGACGAGUUGAGGGUUCAACAUUCGGAACAGAAGAAGCUACUGGACGACAUAAUGGAUCCGUCAAGCAACAGACGAAUUCAAGCCCAAUACAACCCCUCCAUUGGCAACUUCGAUGAGAAUGGCUUCCGCAGAGUGCCUCGAAAGGUUCCACAGAACGCCCCUCGGAAAAAGAUCCGUCCACAGAGAAGACCAAUCACCGCAGCGACUAUCAUCGGUUGUGGUGCCUUCGCUGUUCCACUAGUCGGAGGAAUGCGCCUGUUCUGUCGUGGGAUCACAUGGCCAUUGAUGUUGACAUCCGUCAUGAGUCUAGCCACCUUCAUCAUGUACGGCUUCGACAAGUACCGAUCUCGCAACUCAGGGUGGCGUGUCCGUGAGACCACUAUGCACUUAUUCGAAAUGCUAGGGGGCUGGCCAGGAGCUCUCCUCGGUCAACAUUAUUUCCAGCACAAAACGAUGAAGAAGGCAUUUCAAGCCCAGUUCUGGAUUAUUGUAGGGAUUCAUCAACUGCUUUGGUUCGCGACCUGGAGGAACGUUUCAUAAGAGCGUACAACAUUAGGCCAGAAGUCUACCUACAUAGAUACGCCACUGCUUGAGCGCCAUUUUGGAAACUAGACACAAGUUUCAGGAGCUUCCCCGUGGGCGGCAUCCUGGCUAGUCUAGUCACAAGGUAGCUUAGAGUUCGCUGCAGGGAUCUCGAAAUCGCGGCUACAUUUUUGAAAGUACUGGGGUACCGCACGUUAUAUCAAACGAGUGUGCACAGACUUGUAGCUUGUCA